Acanthisitta chloris (rifleman) is the source of this 594-nucleotide messenger RNA. RefSeq names its product lysine-specific demethylase 5C-like. NCBI's taxonomy places the organism in Eukaryota, Metazoa, Chordata, Aves, Passeriformes, Acanthisittidae. Gene Ontology annotation, molecular function: DNA binding. The record is from RefSeq and is a predicted model, not a curated record. The annotation marks the transcript as partial. The transcript has 5 exons.
GCGCAGACCAGGGUGAAACUCAACUACCUGGACCAGAUCGCCAAGUUCUGGGAGAUCCAAGGCUCCUCCCUCAAGAUCCCCAACGUGGAGCGGCGCAUCCUCGACCUCUACAGCCUCAGCAAGGGGGUGAUAGCGGAGGCGGCCAUCUGCAAGGACGGGCGUUGGGCACGGGUGGCACAACGUCUCUCCUACCCCUCGGGCAAGAACAUCGGCUCCUUGCUCCGGGCACACUACGAACGCAUCAUUUACCCCUACGAGAUGUACCAGUCCGGGGCCAAUCUGGUGCAGUGCCACGCGCGGCCGUUUGAGAGCGAGGAGAAGGACCGCGAGUACAAACCCCACAGCAUCCCCCUGCGCCAGUCCGUGCAGCCCUCCAAGUUCAACAGCUACGGCCGCAGGGCCAAGAGGCUGCAGCAGGAGCCGGAGCCCACGGAGGAGGACAUUGAGAAGAACCCGGAGCUGAAGAAGCUGCAGAUCUAUGGGGCAGGGCCCAAGAUGUUGGGGUUGGGACUGGUGGCCAAGGAUAAGACCAUGAGGAAGAAAGACAAGGAGGGUCCUGAGUGUCCCCCCACGGUGGUGGUGAAGGAGGAGCCU